This is a messenger RNA of Babesia bovis T2Bo, 868 nucleotides long. Its product is annotated as Ribosomal protein L22p/L17e family protein. Gene Ontology annotation, biological process: translation; ribosome assembly. Lineage: Eukaryota; Apicomplexa; Aconoidasida; Piroplasmida; Babesiidae. Gene Ontology annotation, molecular function: structural constituent of ribosome. The coding region runs from base 61 to 723 and encodes 220 amino acids. The transcript is spliced from 2 exons. Gene Ontology annotation, cellular component: ribosome; large ribosomal subunit. The record is from RefSeq and is a predicted model, not a curated record.
AAUUUACAUUCGGAGAGAGCAACGCCGACCAAUCGCUCGUUGCGUUCUAAGAAAAAUGCAAUGCAUUCUUGGAUUUGGGUUUUCCAGUUAGCCACAUCUGUCCAUAUCAUUGCAUUUGUGAUCAAUGAUUCAGGUAAUCAUGGGAUCCAGCCAUUGGGCGCUAUUUUACGUACCUCAAGAUCCAAGAAAAUGGAAAUAGUUCAAAGAAUCAACUCACCAUUUCCUAGAAGGAAUUACAAAGGAGAUAGUCCAUGUGAUCGUAUGGUGGCUAAUUCGUUAAAGCAGUGGAAAAAGAUCAUGCUUGAUGAAGCAUAUCGACGUGAGUAUAAUUGGCCUUAUCGUAAGCGACAUAAGGGCGGCAGAUUAGACAAGAUUCAGCUUGAAAGAAGAGUCCAAGCAGUUGCACGUUGGCAGCUAUUAUCGCCCAUUAAAGUUAACAAAAUAUUCAGACAAAUAAAAAAACUGCCUGUAAUGGUUGCCAUGGGCGAUUUAGCACAACGGGGAGCUAAUCGUUACGCAGUAGCUAUUUACAAGCUAAUUAAAUCUGCCCUAACCAAUGCUCAACGGAUGUACGGUGAUGAUAAUGUACCUUUGGCCCCCAAAUUUAGAGAAUUAACAGCAACCAACGGAGGGUUCAUUAAAAAGCCACUCUUUCGUGCGAAAGGUAGAUGCGAUAUCAUAAGAAAACCCAAGGCGCAUAUUAAAGUUGUUUUAACCGUUUAAGCCAUUUUUGGACUUAUAGGAUGCUUCUGUAAAAUGAUGGGAUAGUUGUGUUACCAUUUAUAACACAUAAUUCUCCCCCAAGGGGGAAAAUAAACAAUAUGGAUAAAAUCGCACAGACACAAAUAAUUUCCAUAUUAAAACUGCA